Messenger RNA from Sclerotinia sclerotiorum 1980 UF-70, 1380 nucleotides. RefSeq lists its product with no specific name. The transcript has 5 exons. The coding region runs from base 1 to 1380 and encodes 459 amino acids. The record is from RefSeq and is a predicted model, not a curated record. Lineage: Eukaryota; Fungi; Ascomycota; Leotiomycetes; Helotiales; Sclerotiniaceae.
AUGGAUUUACACAACCCUCUGACAACCAAGAGGUAUGAAAAAGAUGAAUCUAAUGAAGAAGAAGCUGACGAUGAUAUGCAAUCUCUUAUUACAACGAUUGAAAUCUUGAUACAAGCAGGUCCAAGAUAUGAAAAUAUUGCAAAGAAGUUGGGCCUUGGCAGUUUAUUUCUUCUUGGAGAUACUGUUUCAAUUAGUGUAUGGGAGAGAUGGUUACCAAAAAAAGGCCCGUUAUUUGAGCAGGCGAUGAGUUAUUUGAAGGACAAAGGUAUCAUCGACUUGGGAGAAAAAUAUGAGGAGGUUGCUAAUAAAAUCCUCAACCAUUUUGAAGAUAUUCUGCCAAAAUCUGCACGUGUUUGGGUCAGCCAAGAAAUUGCAGGCCAGAAGUCAUCAAAACGGAAAUUAAAUUAUCAGCUAAACCGAAACAAUAAGAGGAACAGGAACCACAAUACAAGGAAUUCCUUGGACGAUAGUGGAGAUCGUACAGAAACCGAGCCAGCUGCCCCAGAUCACACUGCAGAGUUUCCAGAUCAGUUUGGAGUUGAUGAUCCGGCCACUUCCAACUACAAUUCCAUCUCCAUAGAUGCACUGUUGAAUACAACUGAGGCUACCACUGCAGAUGGUCAGUCAGAGAUAUGGAACAAUAGAGGGGAAUCUAAUGGUUUUGCGUCACAAACGCACGACUUACAUGGAAAACAAAGAUACGUUGAUUUAUCUUUCUCUCAGUCGAAAAAUGGAGUUACACAUGGCCAAGGAGGAGCGAUUGGGAACUCGCCUUUGGGGGAUCCAGAUAUUAGUGCGGUACCUCAGACGGAAGGUGCUCGCCAGCCCAUUCAUGCUAUAGAGGAACAUACCAUUGACGGUCGCAUUCAAACUACGAAUGAACAAAGGAAAAUCGAGUUUGUGUAUAGUGAUCCAAAGGAGGAGAAAAUAAAUAGCAAUCUUCAGGAACCAUUUCGCAGUCCUGUGAUGGCUAGGUUUCAAUCAGGUCUAGGGAAUCAUCAACAAUGUAUUGUGGUAAUGUUCCCACGAGGAUGGAACCAAGAUGUUACAUUCUCUAUCACUGUUGAUCGCGGGGCUGGAUACGAAAUAAUUCGAAUGCUUGAUUUGCAAUGUCUACCACAAGUUCAAUCUCCUCAAGGUCAAGUUGAGCAAUAUUCGAAUAUGCCAAAGGCAAGCCUACAUCUUUUAGGAGACCUUCAGCAAGCUACGAUUCGUACGGGCUCUUACAAAUCGGCGCCUGGACCUCGUUGUGCUUGCGUUUCUGCAUUUACGUCUGAUGGUACAAACGAUGACUUCACAUUUUCUAUUAUGGUUGAUCGGGAUUCAGGAUGGGAAUUAAUAAGUGUAUUUGGAUUGAAGAAGAUUGAAACAGGCUUUUAA